This is a messenger RNA of Tetrapisispora phaffii CBS 4417, 921 nucleotides long. Its product is annotated as Mov34/MPN/PAD-1 family protein. The transcript has a single exon. Gene Ontology annotation, cellular component: proteasome regulatory particle, lid subcomplex. The coding region runs from base 1 to 921 and encodes 306 amino acids. Gene Ontology annotation, molecular function: metallopeptidase activity; proteasome binding; protein binding. The record is from RefSeq and is a predicted model, not a curated record. Gene Ontology annotation, biological process: proteasome-mediated ubiquitin-dependent protein catabolic process; protein deubiquitination. Lineage: Eukaryota; Fungi; Ascomycota; Saccharomycetes; Saccharomycetales; Saccharomycetaceae.
AUGGAGAGACUACAAAGAUUAAUGAUGAAUAGUAAGGCUGGUGCCACUGAUGCAAAUCGUGAUGAUACACAAGAAACCGUUUAUAUUUCUUCAAUUGCAUUGUUAAAAAUGUUGAAGCAUGGCAGAGCUGGCGUACCAAUGGAAGUAAUGGGUUUAAUGCUUGGUGAGUUUGUGGAUGAUUAUACAGUUAAUGUCGUUGACGUGUUUGCAAUGCCUCAAUCUGGUACUGGUGUUUCUGUCGAGGCUGUCGAUGAUGUUUUUCAAGCAAAAAUGAUGGAUAUGUUAAAGCAAACAGGUAGAGAUCAAAUGGUGGUAGGGUGGUACCAUUCACAUCCAGGUUUUGGAUGUUGGUUAUCUUCAGUUGAUGUUAACACACAAAAAUCAUUUGAGCAAUUAAAUAGCAGAGCGGUUGCAGUGGUUGUCGAUCCAAUACAAUCGGUGAAAGGUAACGUCGUUAUUGAUGCAUUUAGAUUGAUCGAUACAGGUGUUUUAUUAAAUAAUCAAGAACCAAGACAAACGACAUCCAAUACAGGUCUAUUGAAUAAAGGUAAUAUCCAAGCCCUAAUAAAUGGUUUAAACAGACAUUAUUAUUCAUUAAAUAUAGCUUAUCACAAAACUUCAUCUGAGACAAGUAUGUUAAUGAAUUUACAUAAAAAACAAUGGCAAACAGGUUUAAAAAUGAAUGAUUAUGAAGAAAAAGAAAAUUCCAAUUUGGAGCUUACAAAGAAGAUGGUAAAUAUUGCACGCAUGUACUCCAAGAGAAUAGAAGAAGAAAAAGAAUUAACAGAAGAUGAAUUGAAGACUCGUUAUGUUGGUAAACAAGAUCCAAAGAAGCAUUUAACUGAAGCUUCUGAAAAAUUAUUAGAAGAAAAUAUAAUUUCUGUUAUAACGUCAGGCGUCAAUUCAAAUAUAACUAGAUAG